AUGCGUUCAGAUAAAUUCCCCAUUAUGACUUUGAUAGUGCCGACUUCGGACGUGCAGGGCGUGUUGGGUAAGAAGGCUUCCCUACCGUGCGACAUCCAGCCGCUGCAUUCAGACGACGCGGUGGUCAUGGUCUUAUGGUUCAAGGAGUCGGAUGGGGAACCGUUAUACAGCUACGAUAUCCGUGGACGCUCCUACAACCAGCCGAAGCUUUGGUCCUCUCCCUUGGUGUUUGGGAACAGGGCGUAUUUCAGGGGCGGUGCCACCCCUGCCGUCCUAAUGAUAGACAAUGUGAUGGCUAUGGACGCUGGCGUCUAUAGAUGUAGAGUGGAUUUCAAAAACUCGCCUACGAGAAACUUAAAAGUUAAUUUCACUGUUAUCAUACCCCCAAGUCGUCCGACAAUCUACGACGCAAAGCGACGCGACAGAACAAAGCUCGUGGAGCCGUAUAACGAAGGCUCUAAUGUUUUGUUAAUCUGCGAGGUAGAAGGAGGUCGACCACGACCACGUGUCACGUGGUAUCUCGAGAACGUGGUCAUAGACGACUCCUUCGAGCAACGAGUCGACGGUAUCACGGUGAACACCCUGACCUUCCCUAGCGUCGGAAGACAGCACCUGAACGCGAGGCUGGUCUGCCAGGCAUCCAAUACCAACCUCGCGCCGCCAGAAACCAAAGUCUUGAUAUUAGAUAUAAACUUGAAACCGAUAACAGUGAAUAUUCUAACCAAAGAGAAGCAAGUGUCGGCCGAUAAGCGAUACGAGAUCGAAUGCAAGACGACCGGUUCCCGACCUGACGCGACCGUCUCCUGGUGGAAGAACAAUAGGCAACUCAAACGGAUGGCGAAAAAUUUCUCGGAGAACAACGAGACACUGAGCGUUCUCAGCUUAGUGCCGAGCAUGGAAGAUGAUGGGAAGUAUUUGACUUGUCGCGCUGAGAACAAACACAUUCCGGACUCGGCCAUCGAGGACAAAUGGAGGCUUAACGUGCACUAUGUCCCCAUUGUGGAUCUGAAGAUGGGCUCCAAUCUGAACCCGAAUGAGAUAAAGGAAGGCGACGACGUGUACUUCGAGUGCACGGUUAAAGCGAACCCGAAGACUCACAGAUUGGUUUGGUUUCAUGAUAACGCGGAAAUUUUCCCAAACGAAGCGGCCGGAAUAAUCCUCAGCGCCCAAAGCCUCGUCCUGCAGAGCGUGACGCGGGGCGCGGCGGGGGAUUACACGUGUAUGGCGGCGAACAGCGAGGGCAAAGGAACGAGCAACCCCGUCUCUUUGCUGGUCAGAUAUGCGCCCGUCUGCGCCGAGCGACGGGACAGUGAGCUGUUCGGUGCACUCAAGCACGAAACUGUGAUGCUGCACUGCUCCGUCGACGCCAACCCGGCCGUGCUCUCCUUCCACUGGACUUUCAACAACUCUGGGGAACAGGCGGAAAUACCGCCGAGGUUCUACAAGAACAACGGGCACACCUCGACGCUGAACUAUACGCCGAGUACAGAUAUGGAGUACGGAACGCUCGCGUGCUACGGCGAGAACAAUGUUGGCCAGCAGAAAGUGCCUUGCGUGUUCCAGCUGGUUGCAGCCGGUCGUCCUUUCCAACUGCAAAACUGCACAGUAGCAAAUCAAAGCUUGGACUCGUUAUACGUGGAGUGCGUUGAGAACUUUGAUGGUGGCCUGCCACAAACAUUCCUAAUGGAACUGCUAGAACUUCCUUCACUAACGGUACGGUACAACGUCUCGACGAACAGAACCCCACCGUACUUUGAGAUUCGUGGUCUUCCACCAGGUGUAAGCUACAGAAUAGACUUGUAUGCGGUCAACGCGAAAGGCCGAAGCGAUGUUUCUACUAUAGAACACGUCACUCUAAAGGGGCACGCCAAGUUUACAGGAGAAAGCCACUCCUUGGGAGUGUCUCCUGUAUUAGCAUCAAUAGCAGCAAUGUCUGCGCUGCUAGCGACAGCAGUUUGUGGCAUAUUGGCAGUGCUAUACCGACGGCACGCUAGGCACAGACAUUUGCCAGCGAAACACGCACCAUUAAGCGAGGCAAUGUACACCGAACGAGCCGGUCAGUGCCCGACACCGGUGAAGCAGGAGGCGUGCGGAGAAGUGUGCAGUGUGGGGUCGGGUGGUGGAGGAGCAGCGGGCGCCCUGCUCAGGGAAGACCCGACUGAUGACGCUGAUCCUGACAUUAUACCAAAUUUGUUUGAACGUCGUCCAGUAUCCAAUGGGUACAUGAGCCUGCAACGUCCGAUGUCAAACAGCAAGCUGAGCAAGAGCGAAGAAGCCAGAUCUGAACCGGAUGGAGGAGGUGGAUAUUAUGACUUCCGGAAGAAAGACUAUAGGAUACCUUUAACUAGUUCGUACCAUAGCUUAGGGCGGGCGAAUAAGGGCGUGACCACGAGUCCUAGCUCUGGCGGUGGUGUGACGUCAUCGCUGACCGCGCACCGCCUUCGACCAGAAGUGGUGACCACGUCCCACCGGGUGCAGGAGAGUUGUAUAUAG
Messenger RNA from Leptosia nina, 2493 nucleotides. NCBI's taxonomy places the organism in Eukaryota, Metazoa, Arthropoda, Insecta, Lepidoptera, Pieridae. The record is from the annotation of a GenBank genome assembly.